Molecule: messenger RNA, 6047 nt
Organism: Owenia fusiformis
Lineage: Eukaryota; Metazoa; Annelida; Polychaeta; Sabellida; Oweniidae
Source: the annotation of a GenBank genome assembly
CUUGCACAUGCUUUGACCAAAUCACCACAAACAUGCAAACAAAUAGCAAAAGAGACGAAUUAUCAGAAUUAAACUUAAAACUAAGAUCAUAAUGUGUUUAUUUCUAUGGAAAAAGGAUAAUUAAAAGAGAAAAUUAAGUCACAUAUUAAAGAUCAAACAUAAAUAACUUGGACAUAAACAUUAUUAUAUAAAUUAAUUAACUAUGCAAAUAUUAUAUUUAGUGUUAAAGGAUAUAGCUUAGCAGUUGGAAUUAAACUAUGUAAAACAGGAUAUAAUACUUUACAAGAGGAUUAAUUAUCUGUCAAGAAACAUGCAGAAUCCAUGACACACACUGAAUUAACACUUUACAUUCACAAGUACUUGACCAUUUAGAUAGACCUUAUUGGACAUUUUCUUGGACUCAGUAUCGGCAGCUGCUAAAUGAACACUUACCAAAUUGUUGUUGUUAUUAAAUACACGCAUUGUGUUAUUUGAGACUUGGAAAUUAAGACUGGUCAGUUCAAGUGUUUGAAGAACAUUUUAAGACGCAUUUGGGAUACAGUCUUUGUAUUCUACAAGAAUAGGAUUUAGUCUGUGUAAUGGAAGACAAGAAUUGACUCUAGGAUCUUAAGGUCUCAAGUGUUUACUGUUUGGGGACAACUAACCCAAGAGAAUCUCAAGUAUUCCUGGUAAAUAGAGAUACCUCUGAAUUGCUAAGCUGGAUAUAUCACUCUAGAGUGGGACAGUGACAUAUACAGACAUGCAGAAACCAUUGUGGGAUCCACUGCAAGUAUUAUCCUUUGGAAUACCAACGUGUAAGAUAAAGUGAGAUUAAUCAGAAUGUGCAGAAACCAAAUAGGUAUUUUGAUAAGAUAUACAACAGUUGCCAAGUUAAAUGAAACUUAAUUGUAUCAGAACGUAGCUGCUGUAGCUAUAUGCAAUAAUACAUUAUCAAUACCCGGAUACCACAGACAUUUCUAUACUUAAUUAAAAUACAACUUUUGCAAUAUUUAAACAAAAGAUGACUCAUCACCAUGGAUAUUAAUUUUUUUGUUCCACCUGGAUAUUUACAAUUCCUUGACCUCAGUUAUAGUAGUGCCAUCUUGAUGGAUGAUACACCUCUGCCAACAAAUUUAUGUAACAGAAAUGCAGAUAUAUUAAUGCAGCGUAAACAUAAACCUGCACUUGAUCGCAAUGUAAAUGUGAAUAGAAAAAGCAGCAGCGUAACAGCUGUACAGAGUUGUUGUAUUGAUAGUCAUAGUAUUGGAAAUAAUAGAUUUAUUUAUACACAAGCAAAUCAUCAUCAUGUGAUAUCUAGGGAUACGUGUAAUAAAAGAUAUACAGAUGAUAACAGUACCAUAUUUGACACUCAUAAAAAUGAUUCUAUUGAUGUUUCAAAUGUGGACAUUAUUCAGGAUAUUAUCAGUAAGGUUGAAAUAUCUGGAAAUGAAUGCGUCACUAUGGGAGGAUCCUUGUCAAAACAUAUGGUGAAUAAUGAAUUGGUGAAUCAUAAGAAAAACUCUUUGAUAAACAAUGAAGAUAUGCAAUCAUGGAGUGAGGAUAGGAUGGAAAGAUCAGAAACGAACAUAGACAAUCAUGAAAAUAAGGAUUUCAAUAGAAACAAUGACAUGAGUGAUACAUUAUUGCACGACUGUUCAUCUUUUGAGAUUCAAAGUACUCCAGUCAAAGAAUUUCAGACACUUAAAACAACUCAUGACAAUAGUAGAUGUAUGAUGCGUACUGUGUUUGUCUCAAGUUUGGAGGCUGACAUAGCGGAGGGCGACAUAUGUCGGUGUAAACUGGAGUCUAUCAUUUGCAAUGGUGAUUGUGAAAAUGACAAUAACAUUAUUACAAUGAGUGAUCAUGAUGAUGAAGAUGUUUUCUCAAGCUGUUUAUCUAUAAAUAAAUCACUGUAUAGUCCAAACACAACACAAUAUAAAAGUCUUGACAAUACUGUUGAAAGUGAAUCAGAUAAUGAUGACGACAUAGACAAGGAUUUAAAAUUUGUCUCAACUGAUUCUCUACAUAUUGAAAAUUAUCAUGACUUCAUCAAUAUUGUUGAUGACAUCAUGGAUGAGACUGAUUGUGAACCAGAAUGGGAUGCAUAUGAUACAGUCAUCAACGAUGAUGAUGAAAGUAGAGAGAUUGAAUGUUCCGUUAAUUCAAUUUUAUCAAAUACUGGUCCUACAAGACCUUAUAGUUUUGGUUAUUAUAGCGAUUCAGAAAUCAAUGAUGAUAUACCAUGCGUUGAUAAUGUCCUGGAAACAGAACCAAAAGAACUUUCUUUCAAUGAUCAUAGCGCUCCCAAUUCUGAAAUAUCUGAUACAGAAUCAUGGACAGAGUUUGGUUCAAAUGUUGAUUCACCUAUGUAUAUUCAUGCUGUGAAAUCUAGUGCCAUAGAAAAAAGGAAAUCCAGUGCAAUAAAAACAAGGUUAUCUAGUUGUUCAAGGCACUCAAGCACUUCAGUUGACCCAGAUCCGGCAACUGACACAAGUUUGGACAGAUGGUCUGAUGCUGAAGAGGUAUUUGACAAUACUUUCUAUCAUUCUUUUGCUGAUGGAUCUAUUGUGAAUACUGAUUGUGAAUUAUCGUGUACUGAAGAAGAUAAUGAUAAGGGUGAGGAUAAAUCAAAAAUGGUGCAUCAGCCGUUUGCCAGAAAUGCAGUAAUACAAGUACUUACUGAGAAAAUUGAUGAUGAAAUAGCAUUGAAGUAUAACCAAGAUGGCAUUGAAUCUGUAUUUCUUGAACAUUAUGAUGACUUUGUGAAUAUUGUCAUGCCACAUGAAAAGAUUGUAGAGGAAAAAGAGGUUUGGGAUGAUUUUGUGCCAGGGUGGCAAGGCAAUGGCUUGUGGUUGGAUUAACAGUAACCCUUAUUCUAAACAAUGUAUAUUGCCACAGUGUAAUGUAAAUUGCAAGCUUGGUAUAAGCUUUUUGUUAAAUAUUUCUACUUGUAUAAUGCAUUUAGAUGUGAAGCACAUUCACGCUGAGUGUUUUGACACAGGAUUAAUGUUAUUGUCUAGAUUUAGUUAACUAAUGGUUUAUAGGGACCUGGGUUAUUUUGUGUUUCUUUCAUGUUGCCUAUUGAGUUUCUAUUUACUUAUACUUUAUAUCAUUUAUUUAUAAAGUGUUCCCAACUAGCAGUUUCUGUAUUAGUCUUGUUAUCCCUUGUGCAGUUCAAGAGACACAGUGCAAGUCUAUCUCUACAUUCCAAUUAUUCUUGAUGCAGAGAAUCACCUAAAGGUUGUGUUUUUGAUAAAUCUCCUAUUAUGAAAGUCAAUACAAUUCUUACAUUUCGAUUUUUAAACAAUAUUUUUCUUAUUGUUGCAAUUGUAAGAAUGAUUAGGCUAUAAUUGUGGGAUUUAUUGACCCAAUGAACGAUGUUCUGUUGGGAUAUACUUAAGCUGUCCGUCCGUCUAUCCGUCCAUCUGGCCAUUCCUCCGUCAGUCCGUCAGUCAGUCAGUGUAUAAUUUUCUAUUAAAACCACUUUGAUUUUUAGUUAUUUACCUUUAUUCAAUUUUCUAGGAUUUUCAGGUCUUGUGAAAAAGGUCGAGCUAAUUUAUUAAUCAAAACAAAUAGAAAUACUUUGCCAGCUGUUUCUAUCUUAUGAAUAGUAUUCUAGCCUUACCAACACAUAUGCUGCCAUCUAUUUAUCCAUUUACAUAUAGCAAGUGUUGCAUUAUGAAUUUGUUUGCUAUGAUAAUUAUCAACUGGAAAUUGGUAUUUUAAAAAGCUUUCAGAAUUGAUUUUUAGUUGAGAUAUUGAUUUUUCUACAAGAUGCCACAUAUUUUAUGAGUCAUCUGAGAGCAAGAUUUAUUGCAGUUUUUUCUUUUGUAAUACAUUUAAUACCUGAUGUCUGAUAAUGAAUGUAUUGUGGGACCCCUAAUGUGUAGUGCUCAUUUUUAAGUUAAGUCCUAAUAAAGUUUAAGUUUAAAAUAUGUCAUAAUGUAUAAUAAUUCAAGAUAUUGGAAAUUAAGAUGACAGAUUUUCUUGAAUUUUUACUUUUUAGACAGAUUUACAAUCUGGAGUCUAUUAAGAAUAACUAGACAUUAUGGAGACUCUGUAGGCCAUAGGCAUUUAUGACCUUUUGAAGGUUGCAAAUAUUCUUGAGAUGCUAAAAUGUUGAAGUGACAUAUUAGAUAUGUCAUUUUAUUCUUGAAAUAGUGUGUCCUUUGUUCAGUCUUUAUAUUGGUGUUAAAAAGAUAAUGUUUUUUCACUGUAUAGUGGAAUAUUUGACGAUAAAAAAAACUUAACCACUUUUUUAAAAAAGUUCUUUUUUUUAAAUAUCCAAAAUAACUUAUUUUUCAAAAAUCUCUAAAAUAACUUUUAAAUUUGUGACAAAUAGGAAAUGUUGAUAAAAACAUAUUGGAACUUUAAAGGAAUGUACAUACUGACAUUAAGUCAAAAUAUUGAUUGGAGUAUAAUAUUCAUCUGGAGUCUUAAUGAUUACACUGGUGAUCCACUCUAUUACGCUGAUUACCGAAACGGAACAAAAUUUCAGAACCUUUGAAGGUGCGAUUUUUCUUUUUUCCUUAUUCCAUGCGCUAAAGGCAAAAUUCCCAUGACAUUUUUAUAACAAACACGUGUCAGAAUCAUAUGUCUAAGAAAGUGUACAUGUUUGCGAACAAAUAGAACAGAAGACCACAGAAUCUUCAUUUUAAUACCUCACUUAAUUUACAUAAACGGAACUUCGAAAAACCGUUAAGAUCUGCAUUUCUAACCAAUUCUGUUUACGUAACUUAAGUGAGGUAUUAGAUUGACGAUGCUAUUGUCCUCUUAACUAUUUGUUCACAAACAUGUACAUACAUAUGAUACUGACACACGUUUGUGAUAAAAAUGUCGUGAGAAUUCUGCCUACAAUGCGUGAAAUAAGGAAAAAAAGAAAAAUCUUAACUUCGAGGUUCCGACAUUUUGUUAGCGAAACGGUUCGUAAUAGUGUAAUCAAGUGGAUCACCAGUGAAUUAGUCAUAUAAAUUAUUUUUAUAUAGACAUCCUGUAUAUACUGUAGCAAUUUUUGUAAGUCUAUUGUACCAUUAUGUUUAUAACAUCUUUGGUGUAAUUAUUUUCAUAGUUUUACAUAUAACUGAUGACUGUAUUAUUUACUGUAGACAAAAAAACAUCUAAAAAACUAUACGUAAAUUUCAAAAUCUAAUGACUUUUUUACCAGAAUCUGCAGAUUUUGCAUGAGAGUGCUGUUUGAUUACUACCUGUGUUCUUGUUUGAUUGAUUGAAAGGAGAUAUUGGAACAUAAAACUGUUACCUUUGUCUUUAUCAAGUAUUACAUACCUAUGGAAGUAUUUGUAUGGAAGUCAAUGGGAAAGUAAGUGGGCUAUAUCUACCAAUAUUGCCGGCUUUCUUUAUCAUCUUGACUAACUGGAGAAACAAGAUUCCUAGUCACCUCAGAAUUGACCUUGGAACACAAAGUGACAAGAUAAUCCAUCACCAAAUUUUUCAUUAAGAUUGCUCUUAUUUGAACAAUUUUUAUCCAAUUUACACAAAAAUUGUUUUCAAAUGUGUAGAAAUGAUCAAUGCCGUCUAAUUUACUAAAUUGAGCAUCACCUGUUGUAUAGAUAUGUAGUAAAAUGUCAAAAGCUUGCAAAAAUUCCCUGGUUUCAACUGAUUUUGAAUCCUGUGAUUCAAGAGGUUCAUAACCAUGACAAUAUCAUAACGUCAUGCUUAAUUUCAAUCAAACUCUACUCGCAACUACAGAUGUGUGACGUCAUUGAUACAAAGUAGCCAUGGGAAUAAAGUAUAAUGUAAUAUAUCAGUUGCGUCACUAUUACGUGAAAUAUGUCGAUAGUUCUUGCCCAAAUACCACGGACCGUCUUUGCAAAUACAGAGCCUCCCAAGGACAGACUAUAUUGGCAGAACUGAGGCAUAUUUCAUAUAGAAGUGACAUAACCUCAAAAUACUAUAACAAAGUAAUAUGUAUUUUUGUGAAUUAUACGGUGUAAACAGAUAGAACAAUAAAUUCCACAAAAAACUUAAAUACCUGUUUUUGAUGAUGUUCUAAUAUUACAAUGGCCAGAUAAAGAUGAUUGUGCCAGACUAACUUAAAAAUAUGAAUUAUU